UUGCUAUUUUAGCAUUUGAACUCCAGUAAAUCUUAUUACUAUAUUAAUGAAAUUGCCAAAAUGACAGGUGAGAGAGCCAAUGAUCUUGCAAAAAAAUGUAACCUUUUACGUGGCGCAGGUGUGUCUCCGCAUGUUUGUGGUGUGAACGCUUCUGGUCGGCGUUACCGACGUUAUGUUUACGGAACCUGCAAUCUUCCCUGCCGUCCGUGUGUUUUAUCUGCAAACAAGCCGCCGCUGCAACUCCGCGCAGGUCACGGGGAGGCCUCCUUGUCUGCCGUGACCUUGGCAGGCGUCGUUAGCUAGGCAUCUUCGGCCGUGCUAGCCGGACUCGCGGACGAUGUGGUGGAGCGCGGUGGCUUUUUAUGGGUUUUUGCGGAAGCUUUCCGCUUCGGUCCCCGUGCUGGUCCCAGAAAUAGAAAAGAGAACAUUGAGUUGCGGAUCUCUGGAGUAUCUUUCCCUUGUUUGACCCCCUCCCAUCCUGUGACAGCUCUCCUCGAUGUCCUUCUCCAUCCUUCCCCCACAUGCUCUUUCAUUGACUGACAGCAGAUUGAUCCUGUUUUAUUUGUUUAUUUUUUGCCAGUAACUGCUAAUAUUUUCACUUUCAACACUUAAAAGUAUUUAUCAUGUGAUAUGCGGCCUUGCUGAUGCAGUGGGAUGUUUUGCUUGGGUGUCCUAAAGUAAAGGUCACUGCGUUUGAGGUGGGCACACAUCUAAAAGCGAACAAGAAGGGGGCCAUUGUGUGUUGUCAGCAUGUUUAAAAGUUGCUUUGAGCGUAAUUUCUUGGCUUGGACGAACAAUAUGUCUUAAUUUUUGUCCAUAAAUAGGACAUGCAGUAAAUGUAGCCCUUGCUUUGAUUGACAUAUUAAGGUUCCGGUCCAUGUUUUUUAUUUAUUUUUAAUUUUUUUGCAAGUUGCUUAAGUGACGCCAAUUGUUGCACUCAUACCUGCUUUCAACAACCAUGCAUUGAUGACACGGUGCUAGCAAGCUAGCUACCCCGCAUGCAGCGUCGUACCUGUGUCCGCCCAGCAAGGAUGAAUGAGAAAGCAAGGGCAAACGCUGCGCGUGCGCGCACGCACGAGACAGCGCGUCCGCUCGCCGUGCGCUCGUACUUUAAAAAUCAUGCGGAGGCAAAACACGCGGCGUCCGCACUGACACCCGCCCCGGCCAGUGAGUGCCGGCGCGGCCGCUUGCGUCACGGCGUCGUCGGCCAAUGGCGGAGCGGCAGAGGCGGGGCCACGGGAGACAUUUAGUUUGACAUUGUAAAUAAGAGCAGAGCAGUUGCCAGAGAGCAGCCCGUGGAAGCUUUCUCGCUCGGGGGAGCCGGAGGAAGGAACAAUGCGGAGCCGCGUAGAUCAUGUCCGCAGAUUCCUUCGGCGCCGGCGGCAGCGAUGCCCAGCAGACACUGCAGUCCUUCUGGCCUCGCGUCAUGGAGGAGAUCCGGAACCUGACUGUGAAGGACUUCCGCGUGCAGGAGUUGCCCCUGGCUCGAAUCAAGAAGAUCAUGAAGCUGGAUGAGGAUGUCAAGAUGAUCAGCGCCGAGGCUCCGGUUCUGUUUGCCAAGGCGGCGCAGAUAUUCAUCACAGAGCUCACCCUCCGAGCGUGGAUCCACACGGAGGACAACAAGCGACGCACGCUACAGCGCAACGACAUCGCCAUGGCGAUAACAAAGUUUGACCAGUUUGACUUCCUGAUAGACAUCGUGCCCCGAGACGACCUGAAACCGCCCAAGCGACAGGAGGAGAUGCGUCAAACCGUGGCCCCAGCAGAGCCUCUCCAGUACUACUUCACCUUGGCCCAGCAGCCAGGCGCUGUGCAAGUGCAGGGCGCCCAACCGGCCCAGCAGGCCGGCUCGCAAGCGGCCGCCACCAUCCAACCCGGGCAGAUUAUCAUCGCGCAGCCGCAACAAGGACAGAUGCUUCAAGGUGCCACCAUGCAGCAGUUACAGCAAGUGCAGGUGCAAUCACAGGGCACACCCAUCACGAGCGCCCCUGUGGCCAUGCAGGUGGGAGACGGCCAGCAGGUGCAGAUCGUCCAAGCCACCGCAGCCCAGGGCCAAGCUCAGACGGCCCAGGCGCAGGGCCAGACCAUGCAGGUCAUGCAGCAGAUCAUCACCAACACGGGAGAGAUCCAGCAGAUUCCGGUGCAGCUCAAUACAGGCCAGCUGCAGUACAUCCGUUUGGCACAGCCGGUGUCCGGGGCGCAGGUGGUGCAAGGACAGAUUCAAACCCUCGCCAACACACAGCAGAUCACACAGACCGAAGUCCAACAAGGGCAGCAACAGUUCAACCAGUUUACCGAUGGCCAGCAGUUGUACCAGAUCCAGCAGGUGACGGUGCCGGCGGGCCAGGAGCUGACUCAGCCCAUGUUCAUCCAGUCCAGCAACCAGACGGCCGACGCGCAGGUCACUCAGGUCAGCACGGACUGAGCCGCCCGCCGGCCACGCUCCGAUACGCCGCGGCCGGCCAUCUCCUCGAGAGCAGGGAUGUCUUUUUAGUGACCAAUCAGAAGCCAAAGGGAGACUGAUUGACCCCACCGCCCCCUCCGCCCCCCCCUCCAUCACCAUCAGCAAUCGUCAGUAGGUUUUUGGUUUUAUACCUUUUUUGAUACGCCCCUCCACCCUUUCACUGCCAUCAUGCCAGCGUUUCGUCUCAGUCGGGAACAAGUCACAUGACUGAUGACCCCCCCCCCCCUCCCCCUCCCUUCCCUGUAGGUGUUUCAUCUUUCCCAGCUUCUUUUUUUGUACAGUGAUAAUACGAACAGUCGUGACGUUCUUCUCGCAUGUGGUCCAAACUGCCAGCAUGACAUGCAAAUAGAUAAGUAACAAUUGUAUUUUUUUCACCUAACCUUUUUCUAAGCAAAUCUUCUUUGUGACAAAACAUUAAAAAAAAUGUGUAAGAGUUGUUGUUUUUUUUUUUUUUUCUUCUUCGUCAAAAUUGUCCUUACUCACCAUGAAUGAAUAUUGCUGUUGUGUUUGUAGGCGAGCGCUCCGUGUGCGCGUGCUCGUGUGUCACCCUCCAAACCCCUCCCACUUCACUCCCGCUACAGGAUAAUAAGGUAGACUCAUCACGGCGGCUUUAACCGCACUUGGAGUUCAAUACAACUGUUGCAUCACCGAUGCCUCAUUGGUGGAGCUACUAAAACAAUAACACCCCAUUCAUAAAUGACCUUAUGAUGCUCUGAUUGUGCUGUUUGUUUACACAAAGCAGGCGGUCGUUAGAUGGAGGAUGUCCGAUUACAUUACAUCAAACUUCAUUGAGGGAAAUGAAGGUUCCAAUGGUAGCAACACCGCAUGCAGCAUAUAAGACGUAGCAGCAGCUUAAUAUGUUAUAAAUAACACGUUAAUAACAGCCAUU
Doryrhamphus excisus (bluestripe pipefish) is the source of this 3353-nucleotide messenger RNA. NCBI's taxonomy places the organism in Eukaryota, Metazoa, Chordata, Actinopteri, Syngnathiformes, Syngnathidae. The record is from RefSeq and is a predicted model, not a curated record.